Leptosia nina is the source of this 960-nucleotide messenger RNA. Lineage: Eukaryota; Metazoa; Arthropoda; Insecta; Lepidoptera; Pieridae. The record is from the annotation of a GenBank genome assembly.
AUGUCUAAAAUCCUCGAAGCACAAGAGCAUUGCAAGGCAGCAGAAAAAUACCUAAAAACUGGUCUGCUGAAAUGGAAGCCGGAUUUCGAUUCCGCUGCUGAUGAAUAUAGUCAAGCAGCUCAGUGCUAUCGCAUUGCUCAGGAUAUGAAAAAUUCGAAGGCGUGCCACAUGAAAGCGGCUGAGAUGUAUGAGAAGAAUCGUGCCUUCUUCCAUGCAGCCAAGUCUAUUGAGAAUGCCAUUAUUGUCAGUAAGGAGCUGCUAGCACCUGAAGAACUAUACAACAUGGCCUGCAAUUCGAGCAGCAUGUACCAACAGCAUGGCUCUGGAGACGCCGGUGCAAAUGUCCUUGACAAGGUAGCCAAAAUCAUUGAGGAGAAAGCGCCGGAGCUGGCUGUCAAGUUGUUCCAACAAGCUGCUGAUGUCUCUUCGGUGGAAAGCAGCCAACACCAAGGCACUGAGUAUAUUAGUAAAGCUUCGCGUCUCCUCGUGAAGUUGGAGAAAUAUGAUGAGGCAGUGGACAGCCUGAGACGAGAGAUUGGCUUUCACCUGGAGGGUGGAAACACGGCCGCUGUAGGACGGUUGACAGUCGCCAUAGUGCUGGUGCAGCUGGCUAGAGGAGAUGCUGUUGCCGCUGAAAAGGCAUAUAAGGAAUGGGGCAACUAUUGCGAAGUGCCCGAAAUGCAAACACUCGAGUUGCUGUUGCAAGCCUAUGAUGAGGAAGAUAGGGAAAGUGCCAAGAGGGCUCUCGCGUCUCCGUUUAUACGCAGCAUGGACGUAGAGUACGCUCGUCUGGCUGGUACUAUACCUUUACCGGAAGGAAUCGAACCGGCACCCAAAGCGUCUGUUAGGGAAAACGCAGCUCCCUCAUAUGUCAGUUCAUACACUGGUGAAAGGGACACUAGUGAAAUAACCUACGCCGACAACAACAAAGCUGAUGAGCAGGAAGACGAAUUAUGUUAA